CGGUUGUACCUGGUACCUACCGCACCAUUCGCAAACCCUGCGGUAGCAAUACGCCACGGAAGUAACUAGCACCUAGGCCAACACCUCUAGCUACGCUGACCAGCAAAGUAGCCAGCCAAGUAGCGAGCCAAGUGGGCAGCCUGGAGAGUACAAAGGCACCCUCCUCCCGGCCCACCACUAGAUGCACAAGAAAACCCGGCUCUGACUCCGGAAACAUGAGCCAAUCUCUGUUGGUCACUUGGUGCGAGUCCGAGUCCACUUGCACGCUUUUUCUUUGGAGUAGACUGACUACGCAGUACGUACUCGGGUAUUUCUCCGGGUCGAGAUCGCGUGGACCGAUCGAUGCAUGCAUGCUGCCAAGAGGAAGAGGGUCUCUUUGCAGUGCUAUUUCCAUCUCCCCCGUGCAAGGAUUACGGCGUGGCGUCCCUUGCUUGGGUUUUGGUGCUUCGCGAGGAAGGUACUGUGCGGCUCGCUUUUUCCAGGUUGUGAAAAUUAUCAGCGGGUUGGAGUUGGGAUCUGGGAGGGAGGAUGAUGAGGGAAAGCUUGGUCGGGAGGAGGAUGCUCAGCUACUGAGUGAGGUACAGUAUAGUACUAAAUUAGCUAAGAUACAGUGGUGGUGGUGCUGUGUGUCUACACUGUGGAUAUACAGUACAACCAGUGUACAUGGUUGGUGGCCGAGGUGGAGUCGAGCUACGGCUGUGGAUGCGGCGCUGGCUGGCGCUGGAGCUGGAGCUUAGAUGCCAGUGCCACUACUUACCAAACUGGAGUCUCAUACUAAUUCAUCAAUGUCAAUUCAGUGCACUCCGUCGUUCGGAGCCGUCCGCCACGGAAGGUGGGAAUUCGAAUUUCCACGCAACCGGAGAUUGAGGGCUGGACUUACAUUUGAAG
Messenger RNA from Aspergillus aculeatinus CBS 121060, 888 nucleotides. RefSeq lists its product as uncharacterized. The record is from RefSeq and is a predicted model, not a curated record. Lineage: Eukaryota; Fungi; Ascomycota; Eurotiomycetes; Eurotiales; Aspergillaceae. Bases 216 to 737 code for a protein of 173 amino acids. The transcript has a single exon.